Pieris napi is the source of this 952-nucleotide messenger RNA. RefSeq names its product mediator of RNA polymerase II transcription subunit 20 (gene MED20). NCBI's taxonomy places the organism in Eukaryota, Metazoa, Arthropoda, Insecta, Lepidoptera, Pieridae. Gene Ontology annotation, molecular function: transcription coactivator activity. The transcript is spliced from 4 exons. The record is from RefSeq and is a predicted model, not a curated record. The coding region runs from base 259 to 891 and encodes 210 amino acids. Gene Ontology annotation, biological process: regulation of transcription by RNA polymerase II. Gene Ontology annotation, cellular component: mediator complex.
AUCUGCCAUCUGUGCAUCCAACAUCGAGUUUGUUUUGAAAUUGUAAAUUAGAAUAUAUAUAAUUAUAGUUAUUAUUUUUGAAAAUCUCUUUCUUUACUCCAAUACUGAAGCUGUGUAAAACAUACUACAUUUACAAUAUUUUUAAUUAACUUAAUGUUUGAAAUUCAGCAACAAAUAAUUGAUAUACUAAUAAAUAUCUCGAGAACGUAUUAUUUUGCCGGUUAAUUUAAUCAUAUAAUACCAAUAAACGGUAAUAUUAUGGGAGUCACAGUGUUACAACAAUAUCCAGUUCCCGAAAACAAAACUGGUACAUUUGUUAUAGAGCUGUUAACAAAACGAUUAUUAGCGCUUGGUGCUACACAACAAGGUCAAUUUCUAGUGGACUGCGAAAGCUAUUUAUCCCAUCCUCAAAUGGUUGCAGGAACAACUAAAACUGUUCACAUUCUUCACAACUCUGAGCAGCCAGCCUCGGUUUUCUCAAUUUUAGAAAGUGGAACAAAAAAUAUUCAUGUAAUAGCAGAUGGGUUGUUUGAUUUGUUAAUGAUGAAACUGUCACAACAUUAUACAUCCAAAAAACAAACAAAAAUUGAAAGCAAAGGUCCAAGAUUUGAACUUGGAGAUUUUUGUGUGAAAAUUGGCUCUGUUACUAUGAAUCAAAGUUUCAAAGGAGUGUUGGUAGAGGUGGAAUAUCGACCAUGCGUCAUGGCCAAUGCUGUAUGGGGUCUUCUCCGAGAAUUUCUACAGGGUCUUUUAGGUCCCACAAUAAAUAUACAACCUCCCCAACACCUUGUGAGCAGAAUGAAUGAGAUUUAUACUCCAAUAGACACAAUAUACCAGUAUUUAGAACAUUUUAGUGCAUACAGAAAAGUAACUGGUCUAAGAAGUUCAUAGUUUAGGUUAAGGAUUAAAGUUAUUUUUAUACUAUUUAUAAGAAUAAAUUAUGUCAUAUAAA